AUGCUGAAUUGUCUCUGGAGCAAAAGCAUCACGCAAAAUAAACGCCAAAAUGCUCACAUUCGUUUCUUUAUUCAGUCAUGCCUUCAAUUCUUCGUUUUCCUUAUCGAUUUGUGCAUGAACACGUUUUUCUCCGAACCGGAGAGUCGUUUAGUGACUUUUGUCUAUUAUACGCUCAUCUGGAUGUCACUGCACACAAUUGAUGGCUUUAUCAUCUACUUUUUUCGAUCGAAGUCGUUGAAAUCUCGAGCUGAUUGGCGCUCGGUGAAAUCACAAGGAGGAUCGAGUGUCUCACAAGUGAUCGCAAAAUAU
This is a messenger RNA of Mesorhabditis belari, 309 nucleotides long. NCBI's taxonomy places the organism in Eukaryota, Metazoa, Nematoda, Chromadorea, Rhabditida, Rhabditidae. The record is from the annotation of a GenBank genome assembly.